CACAGUUAUUUGAACACUAUCAAAAUCAAAAUAGAGAGAAACAUACCAUUCAAAAACUGAACAGCGCAUUAACUAAUUAAAAUCAUCAUUUUUAAUGUAAAUGUGUAGAAUUGCAUUAAAUGUUAUAAAUUGCGUGCUCAUUAGUGUUGGGUUAGGAUUUGCUAUAUUGUCAACCGUAGGAAACUUUUGGGUGGAAUUGUCACUGAGUUAUUAUUACGAACAUGCAGGAUUAUGGAAUUGGUGUGACAUUUAUAUAUGUCGGGUUAUAACUAAUGCAACGGCUAUAUUCUUGGCGAUAGGAAUGAGCGUGUAUACAAAUGAAGCUAAUAAAAAUGGAGCUUAUAAAUACAGAUGGUCUUACAUAUUCGGAUGGUGUUCAUUUUCAAUUUCUAUCGUGUCUGCAUAUAUUUGUUUUGCAAUUGAGCCAAAAAAUGAUGACCCGAUUAAGCCAAAAAAUGAUGUCCGAAUUGAACUCAGUAAUUUGGAUUUUCGCUAUGAUUACAGGCCCUAAUCUAGUCUUAAUUUAUAAUAAAUUUUGAGAAUUUUAAAUAAUUUUUUGCUCUAUUUUUAAAGCGUUAUCAACGUUAGCACACUUAAUAGCGUUUUAAUAGCGUUAUUUGUAACAUUAUUUUUUUAUUAACGUUAUUUAUAAUAAAUAAUACUUAUGACAAAUGUAAUACUAAAUACAAAAAAUUA
Messenger RNA from Hydra vulgaris (swiftwater hydra), 696 nucleotides. The record is from RefSeq and is a predicted model, not a curated record. NCBI's taxonomy places the organism in Eukaryota, Metazoa, Cnidaria, Hydrozoa, Anthoathecata, Hydridae.